UCUGCACUUUCAAAGGCUGAGGGUGCAGCUCGCCUCGCUGCCGCACACAACUCACCUUUUAUGUUAUCUUCUCUCUUCAAUUCCCUUCCUCCGCCACCACCCACUCUUCUCUAUCUUGUACCGAUGUGCGUAUUACGAACAUUAACAUCCUUCUAAUCCUUGAAGCUCACAAUUUUUGAAGCUAGAAACCAAUAUUGGCGCGAAAAAGUUAAGAAAUACUCUGGUACUUUCAAAGUUGUAAUAUUUUUCAUGCAAUCCACUUUAUAUUCACCUACCAAUUCUCGCCAAUGCCAUUUCCCAUGGAAAUCCCAAGAAUUUCAUCUUGUAUCCAGGAAACCUAUUUCGAGGAAGCUCAAAUUAUUGUCACCGAAAACCAUAACCCUUACCUGUUCACUUAGAACCUCCAUUAAUUAUGGGCCCGAAGAAGGUCUAAAUGAGGGACCUAAACAACUACCUAUCUUGCCGGCGCGUCUACCGGUGGUACUUAGGCAGUCCGGUCGAGUCUCCAGGUAUAUGUGGGAUGGUAGUAAUUUGACGUUGGUGAGUGUUGAUGGUGGUGUGACGUCGUUUUCUCUUGAUUUUGAAGAUGGGUUUCGUAAUUUGCUUCGGGUUUCUAGUUUGGCUGUUAGGAAUUUCUUCAUUCCUAAGCAAGUACCUGAGAAUUAUAUGGAUUAUGUGAAAUGGAAAUUCUUGCACCGCGUUUUUAGCUCUGCGUUACAGGUUCUUGCUACUCAGGCCAUGUUUCGGGCUAUAGGGGUUGGGUAUUCUCGUUCCCUCCCUUCAGCAGCUGCUCUUAACUGGGUCUUAAAGGAUGGGCUCGGACGGCUGAGUAGGUGUAUCUAUACUGCUAGCUUGGCAUCUGCCUUUGAUACCAAUUUGAAGAGAGUUAGGUUCUCAACAUCUGUUCUCUUCAGUUUGAGCAUUGGAGUGGAGCUUCUGACUCCUGCAUUUCCUCAGCACUUCUUACUUCUUGCAACUAUAGCCAACAUUGCGAAACAAAUAAGCCUUGCUUGUUACUUGGCAACUGGUUCUGCUGUUCAUCGAAGCUUUGCAGUAGCAGAUAACCUUGGUGAAUUUUCAGCAAAAGCACAGAUACAAACAGUAUGCUUUGAUAACCUCGGCCUCAUGCUUGCUGCACUUUUGAAUAUGCUGUUCAAGAACAACCAAAGGUUGCUUGCAGGUUUGCCAUUUAUUGUUUACCCCAUUUUCUCAGCUAUAGACCUUUUUGGAAUAUAUCAAGGACUCAAGCAUGUUCAUCUACAAACAUUAACUAAGGAUAGGCUUGAAAUUAUAUUAAAUUCAUGGAUUGAGUUGGGGCAUGUGCCUUCACCUGCAGAAGUGAGUAAAAAGGAAGGAAUUGAUUUUCUCCGGAGCAAAGGCAAAGAAAUGUGGCCCAUUAGAAUAGGGAGCUUAAGCACCAAGGAUCAAAUGCCUGAGUUGUCAAUGAUGGCAAUGCAGUCUUUAAGUGGUGAGGAUUACUACUUCAUAUGCAUGGAGAACUAUUACAUAGGUCCGGCAAGAGCUAAACAACAAGGUAUAGUUCUAUGUCUACGCGAGGGGGCUGGCACUGCUGAAAUUAUGAUGGGAUUGUUGCAGGCCUGCUACGUUCGAAAGGCCCUGCUUUUGAAGUGGGAAACCAUCUUUGAGGCUAGUGAUCCUGCGGACACGGUUCUGGAAUGGACUAAACUGAUUGAGGAUAGCAAGCGAUCAGCAGAAAGGAAUUUAUCUCCAUUAGAUGAUCAAAUGUCAAAAUUGGGCUGGGCUGUAAAGAACAUAUUGCUGAGUGCAGAGGAGCAGGCUAGGUACAGCUUUGUAGAUGAUUGAGCAAUCAAACAUCCGGGUAUACUCCUAUAAAAUUAUAGGCGGCUCUUCCUUAGACCAGUGGGGAGUUUUGGGGAUCAGUUUUCCGAAAUAAGUAAAAGAAAAAAAAAUAAACACCUGUAAUCUUAUCUUAUUUGUUUUUUGUUGUAUGAUUGUAUCAUAUUACUAUUCAGCAAAAGAAAGAUGAAUCCAGUAUAUAAAAUAUUCCAGAUCAAAUAA
Messenger RNA from Jatropha curcas, 2040 nucleotides. It is a transcript of the gene RUS4, whose product is annotated as root UVB sensitive protein (Protein of unknown function, DUF647). Lineage: Eukaryota; Viridiplantae; Streptophyta; Magnoliopsida; Malpighiales; Euphorbiaceae. The record is from RefSeq and is a predicted model, not a curated record.